CAGGAAUGUAAACGCGCCAUGCAGAACUGGCCACCUCUGGGACGAGAGCAAGGGUGUAAAGCAAACAGCAGGCUGCCUAUAUAAGAGCUGGGCAAAACCCGGGAGCCACACCUCCACUAGGAACCCAAGCUGACACCAUGCUCUCCGCACGGACCACCUGCAGCCUGCUGCUCCUCAGCCUGCUCUGGGUGGACAUGGCCAUGGCCGGCUCCAGCUUUCUGAGCCCCGAGCACCAGAAAGCACAGAGGAAGGAGGCCAAAAAGCCGCCAGCCAAGCUGCAGCCCCGAGCGCUGGGAGGCCAGGACGACGGGGCAGAGGACGAGCUGCAGAUCCGGUUCAGCGCCCCCUUUGAUGUGGGUAUCCAGCUGUCCGGGGCUCAGUACCAGCAGCAUGGCCAGGCACUGAGCAAGAUCCUGCAGGACAUCCUUCGAGAAGAGACCAAAGAGACCUCAGCUGACCAGUGAUGCCCUUGUGCCCAGCCCAUCCUGUGCCCCAUUGGGCAGCCUUCCCCUGGCUUCAAGAUGCUUGUGCAACACCCAUCUGCUGUCCCAGCUUAAAGGCAAAUAAA
Ochotona princeps (American pika) is the source of this 568-nucleotide messenger RNA. RefSeq names its product ghrelin and obestatin prepropeptide (gene GHRL). Bases 138 to 464 code for a protein of 108 amino acids. The transcript is spliced from 5 exons. Gene Ontology annotation, biological process: positive regulation of growth hormone secretion; regulation of response to food; gastric acid secretion. Gene Ontology annotation, molecular function: growth hormone-releasing hormone activity; ghrelin receptor binding. The record is from RefSeq and is a predicted model, not a curated record. Gene Ontology annotation, cellular component: extracellular region. NCBI's taxonomy places the organism in Eukaryota, Metazoa, Chordata, Mammalia, Lagomorpha, Ochotonidae.